This is a messenger RNA of Pungitius pungitius (ninespine stickleback), 894 nucleotides long. Its product is annotated as sodium channel and clathrin linker 1-like. Gene Ontology annotation, cellular component: centriole. The transcript is spliced from 7 exons. Bases 231 to 623 code for a protein of 130 amino acids. Gene Ontology annotation, biological process: cilium assembly; clustering of voltage-gated sodium channels. Lineage: Eukaryota; Metazoa; Chordata; Actinopteri; Perciformes; Gasterosteidae. The record is from RefSeq and is a predicted model, not a curated record.
UAAAGCAGUGGAGGACGGCAAGGCAGCGGACGAGCAGGCAGGGUGCAUACAAGAACGAGACGGAUUGGGCACCUCACUGGGCAACCGGAAACUCUGAGAAAGGGCCGGACGGAUCAGCAGCAGUGGCUGUCUUGUGAUCCAUGCUGUUCUUCCUUCGAUGAACAAAGAACCGGGUUUUAUGGAGACCUAGACUCCGCAACUAGGUGGCGUUGCUGGAGCGGUUGCAGGCCAUGGAGCUGUGGCAGACUACAGCACAAGAGCUGGACCUCCUCCAACAGACCAACCAGAAGAACAUCUCCGAUGGACAGAUCCAUGAUACUCCGAGGCAGCAGCUCAAGGAUCAGCUUGUUCAGUUCCAGCAGCACACACACAAACUUCAAGUGGCCAAUCAGAAACGGGAAUCAACUAAUCAGCAGUUUCUGAAGACGCUGACGGAGCAGAGCACGGAGAUGGAGGUGCUGCAGGGCCAGCUCAGUGAUUCAGUGUGUGUGUGUGAGAAGGCGAGUCGUCUUCAAAAACGACUUACACAAGCUGAACAAAAGGCGACUACUGCGACACAACAGCUGACUAUGUUAGCGCCCCAGCGAAGAAGAGCAGCAUUGGUGGACCCAGAGACUUUAUAACAGCGACUGUUGCUAUGGUGGAAUGAAUAUGUAGCUCAGUGUGUUUAGAGCUUGUUUAUUUUAAAUACGAUAUCACAAGGUUUGCCAAAUACAUAAGACAACAAUUGGGGUUGUCUGUGAUGUGGUUAUUAAAUGGCAAUUUUCAUGCACUAAUGUGUCAACUUUAGUGAUUUAUAUUUGCAUUUGUUACAAACUGCUACAACUACAAAAUAAACAAAUAUGCCUGUUGGUUUUUGCAGAAAUAUCUGCUGGAUGUAAAUCCUAUGCCUUU